Molecule: messenger RNA, 847 nt
Organism: Erythranthe guttata (spotted monkey flower)
Lineage: Eukaryota; Viridiplantae; Streptophyta; Magnoliopsida; Lamiales; Phrymaceae
Source: RefSeq, a predicted model, not a curated record
UACAGCUAAAGGUUUCCUUGUUGAUAUUGAAAAAACGUUUGUCAAGAAUAGAAAUUCUGAAAUUGGUGCACUCUUGACAAAUCUCAUUUCAAUGAGGUAUACCGGUCAAGGUAAUGUCGGGGAGUACAUUGUUGAAAUUUCUCAUCUUGCUUCAAAAUUAAGGGCACUUAAGCUUGAACUCUCGGAGGAAUUGCUUGUGCAUUUGGUUCUAAUAUCUCUUCCUUCUCGGUUUAACCAAUUUAAGGUGAGCUAUAAUUGUCAGAAGGAUACUUGGUCUCUGAAUGAGCUCAUCUUACACUGUGUUCAGGAAGAGGAUAGGGUGAAGCAAGAUAAUUCAGAAAGUGCUCAUUUGGAAUCUACUUUUAAGGGUAAGGGAAUCAAAAGAAAGAAAGAUACUAAAGCUGCAAUUACUGUAAAUCCAGGGCCGCAAAAGAAACAAGAUAAGAAAUUGGACAAUUCGGAGAACAAGGGAUGUUUCAUUUGUGGAGUUAAAAGGCAUGUAAAGAAGCACUACUUAAACUAUCAUGCUUGGCGUGCUAAGAAAUGAUUGCCUUUAUUGUCGAAAGCCAAAUGAUGGUGAGAGAUACAUCUACGUGGGCGCAACAAGACAGUGCAAGUAGAAGCAAUAGGAAAAUUUAGAUUAUUAUUAAACACUGGAUUUUAUUUGAUUCUUGAUGAGACAUUUUAUGAAUCAUCUUUUAGUUGAGGGGGUGGUUGUAAUUGCUCAGAGGAGUUUUUGUGUUUGAUCUUACCUCAAGGGUGACCGUAAUUUAUCCUACAGAAAAUACACUUACGUACUUUUUUAUAUGUUAAAAAAUUAUAAAAUUAAUAAAACUAUGCACAAUUA